AUGGCCUCUUUAUUGCGGCAGAUUGUCGCGGGACCUCGUGCACGUCAUCCAGAAGCGGGCCUUGACCUGUGCUAUGUCACAGACAAUAGUAAAAUCAUAGCUACAUCCGGCCCGUCGUCGAGCUACCCCCAACGAUACUACAGAAAUCCUACAGAGUCCCUAGUCAAGUUUUUGGACUACAAACAUGGGGACAAGUGGUCGAUCUGGGAAUUUCGUGCUGAAGGCACAGGCUAUCCCGACAGUGAAGUCUACAACCGCAUACGACAUUAUCCAUGGCCUGAUCAUCAUCCGCCACCCUUUGCGCUCAUACCAAAUAUCAUGGCAAGCAUGCGCGACUGGCUCAAAGGCCCAGAUGCCGAAAAGGGAAGAGUAGUGGUGGUCCAUUGCAAAGCUGGCAAAGGGAGAAGUGGAAGUAUUGCAACAAGCUAUCUAAUAAGCGAAGAAGGCUGGUCCGUUGAAGAUGCGAUGUUGAGAUUCACAGAAAGACGAAUGCGAAGUGGCUUUGGUGCUGGCAUCAGCAUACCCAGCCAAAUCCGAUGGGUGGGAUAUGUCGAUUGGUGGGCGAAACACGGAAAUACUUAUGUCGAAAGGAAGAUUGAGAUUCGCGAAGUCCAUGUUUGGGGGCUCAGAAGCGGGGUCAAAGUCGCAAUCGAAGGUUUCGUAGAAGAGGGGAAGGUGAUCAAGACUUUCCACACCUUUACUCGCCAUGAGAGGACUCUCAUGGAUGGUCCAGUUGCUGACCAGACUGAGUCUUCCCUUGACACACCUACUACAAGCGAAAACUCUACUCCGUUGCAGCAAACCAAACGCGAACCAAUGCCCUACGAGUCGUCACCAACUUCCUCAUCCACGAGCAUCAAUCAAGUCGAAAUCUCUAAUGAUAGCGGUGCGGCGGCAGCUCUAUUCCGGCCCACAGUCCCAAUCAUUCUUCCAACUUCAGACGUCAAUGUUGACAUCGAGCGGCGCAACAAAGCUAAGUACGGCCUCACUAUGGUUACAUCUGUAGCUCAUGUCUGGUUCAAUGCUUUCUUUGAGUCUCAAUAUUCUCUACAGCGCUCAACGGCUCCGCCCGAAGCAACGUCUUCUGCAACUCAACCACAGAUUCUUGACCCCACUAAUCCUCCUUCAAGCGGCGUAUUCUCCAUUCACUGGGAUGCCAUGGAUGGGCUUAGGGGCUCUUCGCGCAAAGGUACCCGCGCAAUUGACCGGCUCUCGGUGGUCUGGAGCGCUGUAGCUAUCUCACCAUCCGCUGCUGCCACCAAGGAAGGUGAGCUGCCUAAGAUCAUCACCCAGCCUAAACCUGGUGCCAAUAUUUCUGAUACUGGUGCUGCCGAACGCGAUAAUUCAUCACUUUUGUCUCCGCUAGAUCCGCCAAACAUUAAAAAGCUUGGUUUGCGAAGCGAGACCCCUAAGAGUCAGGAUCUUAGUCGAUCGAGCAGCCCAGUCUCUUCCGAUAACUUGGAUCACAAAGACCACGACUCGGAAAAGGGCGUCAAGGUACAUGGGCCAGACGGUCAUGAUUUUGCUUCUCAGCCAAAUGACAAGGAUACCAAUGACGAGACAGAGGUAGCCGAAGUUGUAGAGGGCAAGGAGGCUGCUAGUGUUGAUGACUUGCCGGUAUCUACGCAAAGCAUACCUGGGCAAAUAAAGGCAAUCUCCGAAAAUGGAUGA
Molecule: messenger RNA, 1671 nt
Organism: Bacidia gigantensis
Lineage: Eukaryota; Fungi; Ascomycota; Lecanoromycetes; Lecanorales; Ramalinaceae
Exons: 3
Coding region: 1-1671 (556 amino acids)
Biological process (GO): phosphatidylinositol dephosphorylation; protein dephosphorylation; regulation of phosphatidylinositol 3-kinase/protein kinase B signal transduction
Cellular component (GO): cytosol; cell projection; plasma membrane
Molecular function (GO): protein tyrosine phosphatase activity; protein tyrosine/serine/threonine phosphatase activity; phosphatidylinositol-3,4,5-trisphosphate 3-phosphatase activity
Source: RefSeq, a predicted model, not a curated record